CUAUGAAUCGAAACAGAAACUAUCAGCGAUGCUGCGGCAGCCCAUGGAGCAGCCGCUGCUGCUGGCGGCUCCGGACGGGCCGGGGGGGGACAUUCGGCUCUACCCCCGGGGUCUGGAGGCUCUGCGGGCUCUGUCCGCUCCAUUGUACGUGGUGGCGGCGCUGGGGCCGCCCGACGGGGGCUCUGUGUUCCUUAUGAACCAAUUGGCAGGACCAGGCUGCAGCUUCCCCGGCAGCCCUGGGCUGUGGAUGAGGAGAUGCCCGCACCCGAAGUGGCCCGACCGGGAGCUGCUGCUGCUGCACGCCGGAGGGUUCCUCGGGGGAGAGGAACCGGAGGAUGGCGCCGGGCUGCGGCUCUUCUUGCUGCAGCUAUUGCUGGGCAGCGUGCUGGUGUAUAGCAGUGGAGAUGGCGGUGGUGACGCACAGGAACAGCUGGAGCUCCUCGCCUACGCCCAGGAGGUGCCGCUUCGUCUGCGCCUGCUGGAGGAGGAGGAGGAGAACGAGGAGGAUGAAGAAGAUGAAAUACGUCUGCUGCGCUUCGUGCUGCCGCCCUUCAUCUGGAGCCUGCACAGCACAGCCCUGGCACCCGAGGAAGAGGCUGUGUUGGAGGCUGAGGACCACGAGCUGGAGCCAGCACUGGAUAACCCGCAAGGCCCCGUAGCACACUGUGUCCUCACGCUGUUCCCUGAGCAGAAGCUGUUCCGUGUGGCCGACAGCAAUGCUGAGGGUCUAACCCAGCUCUGCACCCACCUGCUGGACUGCAAACCUAAAACAGAACCUGGAGGGGGGCAGGUGGGCGGUGCCUAUCUGGCUGCGCUGGCAGAGCGAGUGGUGGAUGCAAUGCAAAGGGAUGCAGUGCUGCGGGUUGGGCGGCUCUGCCGGGAGGCCAAGAAGAUGGCACAGCAGGAAACUGGUAACAAGUGGCCUAAGAGGGGCUCCAGCUUUUGGCAAGGUGACACUUUCCUGAGGAGCAAUGACACCAGUGAUGCUAUCCCACAGCAUGGUGACAUCCCCCAGGCCAGCACCUCCCCAUGGCACACUGACACCACCCUACAACAGGAGGAUGUGGCACCGUCCCCCCACCCACUGUUCCCGAUGCCAGCCCCACUUUGCCUGGUGUACAACAAUGGCAGCAACCAACUGUCACUCAACCCCAGAGCACUGGCAGUGCUGCGUGGUGUCACCCAGCCCCUGGUGGUGGUGGCCAUCGCUGGGCUGUACCGCACCGGGAAGUCCUUCCUGAUGAACCGGCUGGCAGAGCGGCGUACUGGUUUCCCACUAGGCCCCACAGUGCGAGCAGAGACCAAGGGUAUCUGGAUGUGGUGCUUGCCGCACCCACGCCAGGCUGGUGUGGCACUGGUGCUGCUGGACACUGAGGGGCAGGAAGACCCCAACAAGGGUGACAACAACAACGAUGCCUGGAUCUUUACACUGACGCUGCUGCUCUCCAGCACUCUGGUGUACAACAGCAUGCACACCAUCGACCAGCAGGGGCUGGAUCAGCUGCGGCUGGUGACAGAGCUGACGAAUCACAUACGCGUGCGGGUGGAGGAUGCAGAUCCAGCAGCUGAGUUCAGCCGCGUCUUCCCCAGCUUUGUCUGGACUGUGCGUGACUUCACACUGCAGCUACGGGAUGGCGAGCGACUGCUGACUGAGGAUGAAUACCUGGAGGAUGCUCUGCGCUUAAAGCCCGGGCACGGGCGCAAGGUGCAGGAGUACAAUGAGACACGGCGCUGCCUGUGUGACUUCUUCAUACACCGCAAGCUGUUUGUGCUGGAGAGGCCGACGUCUGAGGCAAACCUGGCACGGCUGGAGGAGCUGCGGGAGGAUGAACUGCAGCCACGCUUCCGACAACAGGCGGAUGCCUUCUGCAAAUACAUCUGGGAGAAGGCGCCGGUGAAGGAGCUGCCAGGCGGGCGCCAGGUGACGGGCACCAUGCUGGCUUCCUUGGCAGAGAAAUAUGUGGCUACCAUUGCAAAAGGUGAAGUGCCUUGUGUGGAGAGCGCGGUGACGGCGCUGGCAAGGACUGAAAACACUGCAGCAGUGGCAGCAGCGGUAGCUGAAUACAAGAAGGGCAUGGAGAAGGACCUGGUGCUGCCCACAGACUCGCGUGCCACGCUGAUAGAUGUGCACCAGCGCUGGGAGCGCCACGCCAUCACCCUCUUCUUGUCCCGUGCCUUUGCUGACAACGAGCGCACCUACCAGUGUCAGCUGAUGCGAGACCUGGAGGCAGCCAAGGAGGAGUUCUGCUUAAGCAAUGAGAAGGCAUCGGAGAAGCGUUGCCAGGAGGUGCUGAAGAACCUGUGGCAGGACGUGGAGCUCCGCAUACAUUGUGGGGACUACGCAGCACCGGGUGGUGCACAGCGGUUCCAGGAUGAUCUGUGCAGUGUGCUGGAUGAGUACCGGCAGUGGCCUGAAAAGGGUAUUAAGGCAGAUGCAGUGCUGGAGGUGUUCCUGCGGGAGAAGGAGCCGCUGGCACAAAUGCUGCAUGCUACCGAUGCAUGGCUGGUGAUGACGGAGCAGCAGCGGGAGGCAGCUGCAGCCAAGGAGGCAGCAGCCAGGGAUGCAGAGAUGUCAUGCCUGAAGGAGCAGCAGCGCAGCCUGGAGGAGAACUGCAGGCAGCUGGAGCAGCGACUGCUGGAGGAGCAGCGCCUGCGGCUGAAGGAGCAGGACCGCAUGCUGGAGCACCGCCUGAAGGAACAUCGGAGGCUGAUGGAGGAGGGUUACGAGCGUGAGGCAAAGGCAGCAGAGCGGCAGAUUGAGCGGCUGCAGGAGGAGAAGAAGAAAAUUAAGAAACGCUCAUGGAUCGGGUCAGCUGUGAGCCUCCUGGGCAAUGUGGCUUCACUCUUCCUGCCUGGUGUGGUCGGCAAAGUAGUGGGUAUUGCCAGCAAUGCAGUGCAGCACCUGUUCUAGCCCAGCCAUCCAUCCCUGUGUCCUGGUUUCAGCUGCGACGGCAUUGAAUUUUCCUUCAUUGCAUUUGGUUUGAUGUUAUGUUUUGGCUUUAGGAGAAAAACAGUAUUGAUAACAAAGUGCCAUUUUAGUUGCUGCCGAGCAGUUCUGUACAGAGCCAAGAACAUUUCAGUUUCUCAGCUUCUCCUUCUACCUUGCCAAUGAGGAGGGCUGAGGGAUACAAGGAGUUGAGAGGGGACAGAACUGAGAUACCUAACCUAAACUGGCCAAAGGAAUAUACCAUACCAUGUGUUAUGAGCUUGAUAAUUGCUACUUAUUGUGGUAUUUUUGGCACAGAUAUACCAGUGUUUUUUUGGAACAACAUCAUUUAGCACUUUACUUGCUAUUUACGUGUCUGUCACGUUGUUUACCAUCUCUAGGAGUGGGACUGAAGAUGUCAUUUUGCUGUGCCUUAUGAUCUUGACUUUCAAUAUGUUAAAACUGCUGAUUGAGAAACUAACAUGGUAUUUGUGUUCAACAUAGUAAUGAUCUUUGCACUAUGAGACCUGUACCUUGGAUGCUAUCAGUAAUUACACUUCGCUCUGUCUCCUCGUGGCA
Coturnix japonica (Japanese quail) is the source of this 3505-nucleotide messenger RNA. RefSeq names its product guanylate-binding protein 1-like. The record is from RefSeq and is a predicted model, not a curated record. NCBI's taxonomy places the organism in Eukaryota, Metazoa, Chordata, Aves, Galliformes, Phasianidae. Gene Ontology annotation, molecular function: GTPase activity; GTP binding.